AUGCAAACAGCUAGUUACCUUGUGAAUCCAAACCAAAGCGAUAUGGAUGGAGUGGAAGGCAGCAAGAGCGCUUCGCGCAGCCGACCUGGCCACGAGGUGCUGCCAGUGCCUGGCGAUGGGUACUGUUUGUUUCACUGCGUCAAUUUUUUCUGCCGGCAGACUGAUGAGGACGAAUUUGCGUGGGAUCAGCAGCGAGCUGCCGGCCUGUACUUGAGAGCUUUGGAAUACUUGUGGCAUGGACUUAGGCAGACCGAUGCGGAUGCCGCGGUCAUAGAAAGCGCCUGUGUACCUGAGUCAGACAAUGAACUCAACAUGCAUCGGCAGUAUCUGCACCGGAAAGCUGGCAUACUCCCCAGAAAACUGGAAGUGGUCACUGAUGCAGAGACGGUGCUGUGGAGUAAAAUUGAAGCAGUGCUGAGCAAGCAACAUGUCCUGGACAGCUUUCAUCAUGGUUCUGUGGUGGAACUUUGGGCCUUAUGCAGAAUCUUUUCGUUUGAAGCAAUCAUUUGGGGUGGGAAAGAAGAUGAGAACAUCAGAGUAAGCACCCUAGAAGCCCUCUCCGACGAACAAGCCAAAGAGGUCUUGAGGAACCAUGUGCACGUCAUGGAAGUACUUUAUCAGCCGAUGGGCUGUACGGGACAUUAUGACAUCAUCAAGGGGCGCGGUCACACCGGAAGGGCGCAGGCAAUUUCUGGCUGGGAAAAAUUGUGGCUGGAGGCAGGCAGCAAGGCAGUUCAAGAGGCAAUGAAAGCCGAAGCAGCCAAACAGGGAAAAGCAGAGCAUGUGCAGGAGGUGGUGUCGGUGCCCGGUGAUGGAUACUGUUUGUUUCACUGUGUAUGCUAUUUCUUCCAGCAAGGUGACAAAGGCGCCUUUGUGUGGGAUCAGCAGCGAGCCGCGGGCCUGUACUUGAGAGCUUUGGAAUACUUGUGGCACGGACUGCGGCAGACCGAUGCAGAUGCCGCAGUCAUGGAAAGCGCCUGUGUGCCUGAGUCAGACAAUGAACUCAACAUGCAUCGGCAGUAUCUGCACCGGAAAGCUGGCAUACUCCCCAGAAAACUGGAAGCGGUCACUGAUGCAGAGACGGUGCUGUGGAGUAAAAUUGAAGCAGUGCUGAGCAAGCAAGAUGGCCUGGACAACUUUCAUCAUGGUUCUGUGGUGGAACUUUGGGCCUUAUGCCGAAUUUUUUCGUUUGAAGCAAUCAUGUGGGGCACACAAGCAGGCGAAAACUUUCGGGUCAGCACCCUAAAAGCCAUUUCCAGCGAAGAAGUCAAAGAUGUCCUUGCAAAGCACACCAACGUAAUGGAACUGGUGUACCAAGGCCUGGGUUGCACAGGGCAUUAUGAUGUUGUGAAGACUUCAGUUUGCGACGGGUUGGAGUUGUUGAUGCUGGGCUGGGAGAAGUUGUGGCGGGAAGGCGGCGGCCGAGCCGUUCGACAAGUUCUCAAACACAGACCUGCCAUGCAACAGGAACGUGACAGCACCGUAUGGUCAGAUGAGUCAUCACAAGCCAGCUGCAAGAGGCAGAAUGAAAAACCAGAGGACGUUGAAGGGCAAGAUGGCAGCACAAUGUCGACGGAAUCGGAGAUUGAAAGCAUCCAAGGCUUGGACAUAGGUGACAUACGCGCUGCCGAAGGGAGACACAUCCUGACACCCGAGGAUGACAUGGAAGACAGGUGCAGGGCCAUUCGUGUGCUGCUGCAGGAGUCUCCGAUGCAUCCGAAGCCAUUGCAAGGUUGGUCCGCACAGUCGUGUGACCCAAUGGCAGGAGUGGCAUACCCUGCAGCACAUUGCGCAUUCGCGGGUUGCCAUUGGAACAGUGAUGCGGAGCCUUGUGUUUCAUGGCACGCAAACCCUGGAGCCUGGGCAGUUCAUGGGUCAAUGUGGAAACGAUCUACGGGUGCUUGCUGUGGUGACAGUAAACAGUGUCUUUGGGCGCAUCUUUGGGCAGAGCACAGGGAAACUUUAGCCGUGCACGGUGCUGACACAACGCCCGAGGUCGGAUGGUGCGCCUACAAGCGCGCGUUAGUGCUGCAAGAGGAGCGGAAUGUGCCAGCACUCGGCUGGUCCGUUGAUCGACGAACCUUGCGUCGCUUGCGCGGCGGCUUACAGGAGCACGAGUGCGCAGCAUUGAUUUGCGCAUGCUGCGCCGGUAUUCACAGCACCGGCACAAGAGCAAACUGUGGCUAUGUGUCCGUUAAGUUGCUUUUUGGCAGCCUGACAAAGCGAAGUUUGGACGCAAACUGGAAUGCAGAGGAAUUUGAGCACAGGUAUCAGUGGCAAGGAAGGGCCCAUGGGCAGGAGUGGGAACGUAAGCUACCUGGUAAUGUAUUCGCAGGGCAGCGAGUCUUGUGCUGCCCAGAAGACAUACGAUGCGACACCUGUCAAGGCCUAGAUGGCCAGUUGUGCGAAGACUGUCAAAUUCCUCUUUGUCGCAAAUGUUGGGACGGCAUGAGGCAUUAUCAGGAUCCAAGAGUGCCAGAGGCACUAGCGAACGACAACUGGUACGGCUACCCUUGGAACUUCUUGUAUCAAGAAAAGGUCCGGUGGAUCGAAGCGGCAGCGGCCUCACCUGUUUGGACAUCAAUCGUCAUUUUUUACAUUGAGGGCGACCGCGGUCACUUGAUGGAAGAAGAAUUGCACCGCGGAGAAGUUCGAGCUGCCGCAAGGGGCAAUAUAAGCUCAUUCAGUAUGCCUUGGGAAGAAAUAUAUGGGAACUUACAGAGUGCCAAUGCAGCGGAUCUGUUGGACAAAUUGCCUCAUCCACCAGAAGCUCUCAGCCGCAUGGAGAAAUUCACGGUGAAAGGAAUGAAGCACAGUGAAAUUGUUGACUGGGUCGCCGGUGCAAAAAUACGACCCUGGGUGGUCUUGAAGUUGUUGGAGCACCUCUUGGAUAUCGGACAUCCCAUGUGCAGAGGCCGGGACAAAGCAACUCUACGUCAAGAAUUCAAGGAGAAGGUUGCUGCAAGAUAUGGGGACGUUGAAAUGACACCGGCAAACGUUCAACAAUUCCUGGAGGAAAAGGCCAAGAAAGGGAAUCCAACCCCGCAUCAGAAGCAUGCCACGCCCGCAGCGGCGAGCCUGCAGACAAUGGACGGAGAGGCUUACCAGGGCAGCCUUCGCCCAGAGAUUUUGUCAGAAGACUACACCAGUGGACAGCUUGCGCAUCGCGAAACCAUGGAGGUGACAAGACUGGGGAACGUAGCAAAAGAGUUGUCAGUGGUCACUGGCAAUACAUUUUGGGACCAAUGGCAAAGUCGGUUUCUGAGCUGGGCUUACCCCUUCAGCCUGCCAUUGCCUGUUGGAGGCCCUGACUUUCCUUCCCGGCCGAGAGACCGGCGAAAAGAGGAAGCUGCUCGGCUAACACCUAUUGCGCACUUGCGCGCCCUUGCCCGAAGAGUGGAAAGUUCCAUCCGGAAUUCUUGGGAUUUGGUGCCGGGCGUACGACGCAUCACCAUGAAGUGGCAUUCGGUCUGGAACGCAAAACUCUGGAGAACCUGGAGGAACAAGAAAGAGCAAGUGGCAGAAAUUCCCGCAAGCACAUGGGUCAGAGCAGCCGAACGCUUGUACGAAAGGCUGCGAAAAGGGAAGUAUCGAACCGGCAAGCAGCUGAAACCAAUAGACUACGAUACAAGAAAGCUCUGGUAUGCCGAAGGUCUUACAAAGCCAGAAAGAGAGAUCCUCAUUGCUGUGCGCAAUAGGCAACAGACAAUGCCGGGAACAGUGGAAGUACGCAAGCAAAUUGGAAGGUAUUUGUUCGGGGCUCGUGUUGAGCUGGGCGAGCCUCUGUUUGUCACUGUAUCUCCAACUACUCGGCAUAACGGUCUGUGCAUGAGAUUUUCAAGGUAUCGAGCCCGGGACCCCGCUGCGCAGGAGAUGCGCGGACCUUGGUUCGCGAGAGACAAGCCGCCUCUCUGGAACAAAGAUGAGCUUGCAGACAUUGACCUACCAGACUACGAGGUGCGAAGGGCGCUGACUGCACGCGAUCCGUGGGCGACUGUGCUGGCAUUUCAAUGCAUGAUACGUUUCGUAUUCGGAGAACUGCUUGGAAUAAGGUUGUGCCCGGAGUGCCCGCACUGUGCUUGUAAUGACAAAUGGGGGCAAGGUUUCCACGUUGGCGGCGGUGUGCUCGGUCUGGUCAAGGGCAUCUGUGGAGCAAUCGAGUACCAAAGUAAUUCAGCACCCCACUUUCACGGACAUGUUUACAUUGCAACAGUCUGGCAGCAGCCCUUGAAAGUGUUAGCUGAACAAGUGGAACAGCAAUUGAUGACCAAAGAGAAGAUCUUCCAGUUUCAGCAGUGGGUGCACAAUGAGGUCUAUUUUGACAAAGCAAAGCAGGAGCUGGACGAAGCAGCCGUUGAAAGAUCCUGGGCCGGGAACUACCAAGAAGAGGCAAAGAAUCAGCUGUCCCUGUGGCCGCAGUUCCUGGCAAACGACCAUGGUGCAAGCCCUUGGGUGGAUGCGAGCAUGACCGAAGCCGCUGCAAUGAAAGAAGCCGCUGCAUACAAGAACGCCUACAAAGCGGCAGUGCAAGAAAAGAUGUUGCAUUACCAGCAUCACGUCCACCCGUGGGAUAAGGAACGGAAAGAACGGAAGCUUUUGCCGGCGUGUCACAAGAAAGGGUCGCCCAAAAAAUGCAAGCACAAUUUCCCGAAGAAGCUGAACUUGAUGCCGAGAGUUAUUUGCCGUGGAAACGCACGCAAAUAUGGGGUGAGCACGCGCGGUCGUCGGAACGCGCUUGGGGCCGUAUUGGGGCAGCGGCACAAUGAGUGGUUGUCUGGGACUGCCCCUGCUUUUUCCUUGAUGCUCAUGGGCAACAGUCACACUGCCCCCAAUUUCCGGGUUCCUUUGUGCAAGAGCACGCACGACGAAGAGUGCAAACGGAAGUGCUUGGAGAAAUACACCGUUGCGCACCUGACGCAUGUCAUGGACCUGGCCGCCCGACGGGCAACCAAAUAUUUCACUGGCUAUUUGCAAAAACCACAGCCGCUGGGAAAAAAGGAAUUGCAGGAGGCGGCAAAGCAGCUGGUUUUUUUGGAGAGCAAAACGGCGCAACUGGACAAAGGCAUCAAACAGCACGAGACCGUGGUGAAUCGUGUGCUUGGGGACCUGGAGUUCCGGUGUUCGGUGCGGCCUUUGACCGAAGAAUUUAUGCUAGUGCAGCCUUUUCGGGGCUUGGAAUUGCUGUGGUUGUUGCGACCAAUGGGUGCUGAACCCACAGUGGAUGUGCAAGCUCGUCAACGGCGAAAGUACACGACUUUGGAUCUCUAUGGUUGGCGAGGCAGUGAUGCACGAGUACUUUACUUGUCCCCGUGGGAAUUUGUGAAACUUUGGACCUUGUGGAAGGUAGAGCCGCCUAGUCACAGUGAAGAUUCACUCACCGAGUGGGCCGGCCCAGAAGAGCAGAAGGCAAGAAUCGCCGGCUGGCAUCAUGGGCGAGCCUAUCGGUGGAAGACAACCUUGCCCCAGAAAACAGCUUUGGACGUUGUUCGCAUUCCGAAAGCAUUAGGGCUUGGCAGAAUGUGGAGCACGCAUUAUUUCAAACGCAGAGCCACACCGGCAGCAGAAGGCGCGCAGCACACCACCCGAGUGGGAGCAGCUGUUAAAAACAUUGUCCAGCAUUGGUCGCACAAUGCGGAGGGUUUGGAGAGCGAUGGGCUUUCUGUGGCGAAGACAGGGGCAAUGGUGGACACCGGACGAACAGGCCAAGAACCACAAGAAACCCGGAAUUGGAAAGGAGACGGUGAAAGCCAACCGCCAGUGAUUUUCAGUUAUGGAAAAUUAACUGCGCAGGCUGCAGAAGCAUGGGUAGCCCGCUUGCAAGCAGGCCAAAGUGGUUUGCUGCCAAGCGACGAACAACUUGCAUUUCUGACCGCCGUGAUCCAUAGAUGCUUGCAAGAAGCGGAUGAAGAAGAAAAGGACCCAGACUUUCGAAGCGAGCCCGAACGGUGUUUUCUGCAUGGAGUGCCAGGAGCGGGCAAAUCCCAGACCUUAAACAAAUUUGGGCCAGACAAGUUCACAAAGUAUCAGCGCAUCCGUUGGGUCGUGGUCGAUGAAACCAGUACAGUGCCUUUAGAAGUGUUGGUGGCAUUAGAAAAGCAAAUGACGGUGGCCGCGCGUGACAAGCGCACAUGGAAACUGCGAAAGCCAAAGGAACCUCGCAUGUUCGGCGGCUGCAACUUGGUCCUGGCGGGCGAUUUCUGGCAAUUUCCUGCAGUGCGCGCCACGUCCGUCUUCCACAAUCCAUGGGCCAAAACACGCAGUUUUGGGGUUGCUGCGAUGCAACGUUUUCUUUGGACACAUUCAGUGGAAAACAUGGCGCAUCUGUUUGAACUCACAAAAGAGCAGCGAUGCGUGGAUCCUUGGCUAAGCUUUGUGUUGCAGGAAGCCCGACACGGCAGACAAUCCCAGGAAGUGUGGUCUUUCCUUCAUGGAUAUCCAACCCUGCACGCAGGUUCCUGGAACCCAAGCACGGGGAAGUGCAGUUGCCAACGUGCAGAGUGCGAAGCACUCUACCAAAAGUGGGCCGUUGAAGCCAAAAACCGUGUGGUGCGAGCAUGUGCACUUCGUCAACAAGACGAGUGCGCGCAAUGUCAGGCCGAACGUCGGCGUCGAUGCAUAGUGGCAGGGACAAGCCUUUUGUCGCCUGACCCCAAAGACAUGAAGUUCUUGGCCGGGCCGUUCAUUCAUGCACUGAAUGCAGCCAAGUACAUUGCGGCGCAGCUCCGUGCCAAGUUUGUUGCCCGGCACAGAAAACACCUUCUACUUUGGGUUGUUGCACAGGAUAUGCCUUUGUUUACAGGGGAGCAUGGUGAUCCGACCGCAAGCACCGCAGGGAAAGAGUCAUGGUUGAGAAGGCACGAUCAGGACACUGGCGGGAUCAUGGGGCUGUUGCCGCUCUUGCCAGGUAUGCCGGUGCGCGUGACGCAGACAUUGCCAGAACUUCGGCGCUUCAAAAUUUACAAGAACACAAGGGCCACCUUGCUAGGAUGGAGUUUAGAUGAACAUGAUUUGGAGCGCAUCCGAGACUCGACAGGCAUGGAAUUGGUGCUUGAAAAAAUGCCAGCCUGUCUCUUUUUGAAGAUAGAAGGCGCAACAUGGCAAGAAGAGCUGGAUGCUGAGGUUGGGGUCAUACGUGUUCGUCCCAUUCUGCAACAUUGGAAGGUGGACCCCCAAGGACUUGCGACCAUUGCUCGCCGAGGGUUUCCAAUUGCCUGCGACUACGCAGGGACUGCACACUCUUUCAUGGGCUCAACAUUAAAGGCAUGCACACUGGACUUAGAAGCAUGGAAUGCACCUUCAAAUCGCGAUGCGCAAUUGAGUGGCUACAUGUGUUUGUCACGCGUGAAGAAGUGUGAAGACGUAUGCGUGACACAGGCAUUUUCGCCGAACGUUUUUGCGCAGGGUGAUUUGCUCGGGCCCAGGUUACUCCUGGAUGUGCACAGGCAGGCCACAGAUCUCGCUGAAGCAAAAAAAAGCUUCGCUAUGGAGAAACCAAAGCGGCAGCGAACGAAGGACAUACUGUUGGCCUGUCGCUUAUGCACCCUCAAUAACGACGGACUUGAGGUCUGGAAGCCUUGGGCGGACUUUGACACUGCGCACCUGGACAACCCCAGGCAGUUGUUGGAAGACGGAAUGGACAGAAUGUGCAAGGAAUGCGCUGCGGCACAGGCUGCACCACAAGAAGUGACCGCAUCUCCUUGCGGUUGGUGUGCGGAAAUGACAAAUUCCAAAUUGGGCUUUUGCGGCAAAUGCUUGCUAACAGUGCGAUUGGCUUGCAGAGUUUGUGACGCUGGAAGGCCUGGUGAACGGCAGCGAUUGUUGCAGGAGUUCGAUCCGGAGGAGGUGCGCAAGAAGAGGGCAUCGAAAGAAUUGCGGAUGCUGCGAUGCAAACGCUGCAAGCCAAAAUCUGCAAGAGUGAGUGGAUUCGCAAGUGCCAAACAGAAACGUGAAAAGCCAAAGACAGAAAGAGACGUAAGGUGUUGCCAAUGCAGCAAGCCGUUGCCAAAGCAUGCAACGGCAGGAACCUGGUGUCACGAUUGUGCGUAUCCUCCCUGCGCUGAAGGAUGUGGAACGACUCGGCCCGAGAAUGCGAAGUAUCACGCCAAACGGUUGCUGGUUUGGACUUGCCACCAUUGUGUUACCAAGACAUGCCGAAAAAGGGUUUCCGCAGAGAAGCAGGUGCCGCGUCUGGAGGCCAAAGAUGCCUUGACCGCAACCGGGGCCAAGCCGGCCAAACGCCAAAGACACAAAUGA
Messenger RNA from Cladocopium goreaui, 8253 nucleotides. The record is from the annotation of a GenBank genome assembly. Lineage: Eukaryota; Dinophyceae; Suessiales; Symbiodiniaceae.